Perkinsus marinus ATCC 50983 is the source of this 92-nucleotide messenger RNA. RefSeq lists its product as hypothetical. The record is from RefSeq and is a predicted model, not a curated record. The transcript is spliced from 2 exons. The annotation marks the transcript as partial. Lineage: Eukaryota; Perkinsozoa; Perkinsida; Perkinsidae.
UGAGCAUGUCUUUUCAAGUGAUAAGCGGAUUGACUUUAGCUUUAACUGUGAUGAUACUUAUCUGGCUUCUGGGGGCAACGAUGGGACUGUGA